Messenger RNA from Plutella xylostella (diamondback moth), 912 nucleotides. Its product is annotated as ommochrome-binding protein-like. The record is from RefSeq and is a predicted model, not a curated record. NCBI's taxonomy places the organism in Eukaryota, Metazoa, Arthropoda, Insecta, Lepidoptera, Plutellidae.
AAUCAUGUUAAAUUUUAUUUUGAUUAGAGUGGUAGUUGUCAUUUUUGUGUGUGUGCAAGUGUUUGCAAAUGAAAAAAUAAAAAUAUUCAUAACUGACCAUCCAAUAAUACAAUUUGGUGGAAAGAUGUACAAGAAAGAACUUAUUACUGACAAAUUUUACAGUCCUAAUGAACUGGAUUAUGAUAAGUUUAGCCGCAACCUUUUCUUUACUUAUAUGGAUGAAAAUAUUCAAAAUUCGGGAAGAGCUAUAAUAAAUGUUGUCACGAAAAAAACACAUAAAAUAAAAGGAAUACAAAACAAUAAAGCAGUCGCUGUUGAUCCGGAUACUGGCGAAGUAUAUUUUGGCAAUGAAAGAGGACUUUACAAAUACGAUAGAAAUAAACACGAGGCUACAAAUAUAGCACUCUUUAACGUAAAUGUCUAUAAACUAGUUAUUCGUCACAAUGAAAUGUAUUUGAUCGAUGCAAACAAUCAUAUGCUCUACAAAGUUUUCGACGAAGGCAACAUAAUCGUAAAAGUUGGAGAUUGGAAGACAAUUAUGAACUUUGAGAUCGACAACGAUAAGAAUAUACAUUUUGUGAACAUGUGCGGAGUAUUUUGUGCCGUGAAGGGUCAUGAAGCUGUAAAGAACAAGGAUAUAUCCGUUGCUUAUCAUUUUAUAAUUAAUGAUAAUGAAGUUUUAGCUGUUACGGAUGACGGGAUCUAUGAAGUUAAUUGUGUUAAUGGCACCGCCAUCAGGACUGGCUCCAUAAGCUUUAUUCCACACAGCAUCACCACGGGGGACAAUGGUGAAAUGUUUUAUUCACUAGAUAACGGAAUUUUCCGAUUAAAACCUAUAAAUUCAUAUUUCAUUUACAAUAUUCGCCGAAAGUCUCAGAAGCCCUUGAAAUAAAAUGUUAUCACAAACGCGUA